AGGCAGUUUGGCUCUGGCAAGUUCCCCCGCAAACUUGGUGCGGCUGCCGGUGGCCAAAGGCCGAAGUGCCAAUGGCAGACGCGCCACCGCUCCCGUCGCACGAUGGCUUGAUCAACGGAGUGCCCUAUAGGAUCGAGAGAACCCAGGAGCAAGCAGAGGAGAAUCAGCAAGGCUCCUUCGUCCUUUUCGGGAGGGCACUUGGACCUACCCUGGCUCACCCAGGCUUCGAGUCUUUUGCCAACUCGCCCUACGUCGAUUUGGAGCGGGAGUACCAGUAUCCCCCAGAUUAUCGAUGUAUCCUGCCGCCCUUGGCACUGGUGACAGUUGCUGGCUUUGGCAUUUGUUUCAUGAUGCCCGUGUCCCUCGUGGGUGCAUUGGUGGCCUCCCAGAUCGGCCUUCUCGCUUGCUGCACAGGCUGCGCUUUCGCGUGCCUCAACGUUGGCCACUUCUUUCGGGAGCCCAGAAGUCCUCCCCAGCCUUUGUCGCGCACCGAGUUGCGCCACUUGAUUGGCCGCACCGCGUGCACCUUCUGGACCAUAAUAUUUUUCUUCGCAGGUCUCAUUCUGCACAUGGCCACGGCGGAUGGCGAUAGCAUACUGGAGGGCGAGCUGUUUCUCAUGGAAUCCUUGGGGGCGGUUGUUGUGCUGGUGCCUGCUUGGUUCUUGGCCAACAGAAUCACCAAACAUCCCGUGAAGGCCGGGUUCAUGAUGAGCUUCUUCUGGUCUGGAGCCAUUUUCUCGACCGAGCUGGCAGGCGUUUUCAACACUGCUCUGCUGCUGUUCUGGCAAUCGCUGGAUCCAACCUGCAACGCCGCAAUUCCCCAAGGUCCAAGCUGGCCCUUUGACGCCCCCUCCGCCAGCUGCGUGGGGAAGGCGGCCCUGGAAUGGAUUCUCACUCCAGGCAUUGUGGAGGAGUCGCUCAAGUUUGUGGUUCUCACGCGCUUGGUGACAUCAUUGGAGGAGGCGGUGAAUUCGCAGGCGCUGACACGGUGCCCGCGAAUGUCCAUGUGGCCGGGCUUGCCCUGCUGCGGCUGGUUCCUAAAGCUGGCCAGCUCCCCGGCACUCGUGGUGCUCGCCGGCAUGUCGGCCGGCGCCGGGUUCGGCAGUAUGGAAAACGUGCAGUACAUCGCCAAGUUGUCGGGCCUGGUCAAAGCCACUGGCGACAUUGGGCCGGCCUCGGUGCGGGUCUUUACGGCCAUGCUGCACAUAGCAAUGACAGGCACCUGCGCGUUCUUCCUGGCAAUCAGCAUGUUCUCCCCGGGCAAGCCAAAAUUCGUCAAGUACAUUGGCUGGGCACUGAUGGUGCUUGGACACGGUACCUAUGAUGCCUUCUGCACCUUUCAAUCUCAGCUUGACCUGGAUUCUUGCUUCACCCGAGCGACUUGCAUCCUGGACAUCACCGGAGUGGAGAUUUGCGAAUUCUCCAAAAGCGCGCCGCUGAUGCGUUGCCUGUGCCCGGGCACAGCUGUGGUCAACGAAGACACUCGGAAAUGCGCCGUCAAUGCCACGGUGGCACCUGAAAGGGACGACAGCCUAGAGGAGUAUGCGAUCAUCUUGAACGUGUCCGUGCCGGAUGUUCAUGAGGAAGUGAUGCCUUUGGCAUUGCAGACCCCGCAGAAGGCUGCAGCCUGGUUGAAGUCUUCUGUGGGCGCCCACGCGAUCCAGUGCCCCAUGAAACAUCCGGAGAACUACGUGUGCGGGCCGGCCAUGGUGUCAUGGUGGCCUGGUGCCUGGACCAGUUGGCUCCUGGGCUCCGGCAUGAUCCUCUUGUUCGCCCUGCUGGCCUGCUGUGGUGUUCCAGUACUGGAGAAGCGAUUUCAAGAUUCUCAACCGGAACCGGCAGCCUCUCAGGCCGAGAUUUCAAUGGGCGUCCGGCCCUGACCAUUCAAAAAGAUCGGCUAAACACGGCCUCCCUGUUGAUGCACGUGACUCAAGCAUGCGGAGGAA
Messenger RNA from Effrenium voratum, 1946 nucleotides. The record is from the annotation of a GenBank genome assembly. Lineage: Eukaryota; Dinophyceae; Suessiales; Symbiodiniaceae.